UUUCUCUCACACUCAAUUUCUCUCGCUUUCGGUCAAGUAGUCUGUCAACCACCACGUUUCCAAUUUCGACAAAUUUGCUGAUGCUUUCUCAGUUCUUAAGAUGAGGACCCUGGUUGUUCUGACGUUCCUCGUGUCUUCUCUGGAGUUCCUGUUCUGCACCCCUGUCUACCCAGUGGGGCCAAAUGAGGAGGUUCUCAAACAGCUGUCUAGGGAAGGCGAGAGGCAUGUUGACGAGGAGAUGAAGAGAGCCCUUUUUGGAGUCAAACAGAUGAAGGAGACGAUGGAGAGGAAAGAGGAGAAACACAAGCAGUUCAUGAACAGCCUGCAACACAGCAGUGACAAGAGAAAAGGGGCGGUGCAGUUGGCCACGGAGACGGAACACAAGCUUCAGGAGGCUGAGCAGCAGUGCCGUGAUUCGCUGAGGAUGUCAUUUGAGGAGUGUCGUCCCUGCUUAGAGGACACCUGUAGGAACUUCUACACCUCCACCUGCCGGAGGGGCUUUUCAUCCUUCUCCUUCAAGGUGGAAGAGUUCUUCAAGAAGAUGUCGGCCCAGUUGGAAACUCAAGACGAGGUCUACAACCAGAACCAGGACCCAGACCAGAGCCAAAAGCCCGAAUCUCAGACCCAGACCCCCGACGGGAUGGAACAGGAGCUGGUACAAGUGGACGCCUCCUUCAGACAGCUGAAGAGCAGAGUGGGCGUCCUCUACAACACGAGCGUGGAGCUGGUCAACAGGAUGCACCAGGAGUUUGGCCAUACCUUCCAUGUAGCCUUUACCACCGAUUUGAAGCCCAGGUUGCUCACCCCCACCGAGGAGACCCCUAGUCUGGGCUUCCUUAGGGGAAUGGGUCUGGAGCACAUCCUGGACUCAGUGUAUGACUUUGGCAAGACUAUGCUGGAAGAGUUCAGUUAUGCGAUGACAGACACAUUGGACGAGGUGAAAGAGACUCAGCAGCAGAGAGCUCCAGGGUCGUCCUUCGAUGGGGAUGCGGGCCACAGCAGGUACCUGUGCAGGCGGCUGCGCAGGCAGGCCUCAGACUGCUGGCUGCUGCAGGACCAGUGUGACAACUGUCAAGAGGCUCUAAGAAGAGAGUGCCCCAGCAUGAGGGAGCUUCACUCUGAGCUGGAGGAGAUCCACCUCCUGCUGAACGCCUCUCUGCAGCAGUACGAGGACACGCUGCUGGUGGUCCAGAGACACACGGACGAUACGCUCACAUGGCUGGACGUCACAGCAGAGAAGUACGGCUGGGUGACCCUGCUGGCUAAUGACACUCUGGGCCCGCCGCACAUCUUUAGCAUCACUUCAGUGGUUCCACACAUAAAGAUGAGGGAGAGUGGGUCUAAGGUGGACACCACAGUGGCUGUGAAGGUCCUGGACUCUCCAUUGUUGACCCUCUCAGUUCCAGCUGAAUUGGAGAUGCAGGACCCUGCCUUCAUCCAGUAUGUGGCCAAAGAGGCCUUGGUGCUAUACAAACAGAAGUUGAACAAAUUGCAGUGAUAAGGAUAUCUGCAAGAAACCUCCGUGACUCAAUAUUCAAGUUCUGGUAUUUAUGUAAAGUGUAUUGCACUGUAUUUUUCAUCUUUCUCCAAGUAGAAGAAUUUGACAUAGUUCUUGAUUUUGUGAUAACUGAACUGUAAAAUAAAACAUUUCAAAAUGAUGCUUCCAUUUAUGCGUGAAUGAAGAUAUGGCUUUAACCAUAGGCAUGGCUCUGCCUUUAACGUGUGGAGUGGGUUGUUCAGUAG
Molecule: messenger RNA, 1743 nt
Organism: Hypomesus transpacificus
Lineage: Eukaryota; Metazoa; Chordata; Actinopteri; Osmeriformes; Osmeridae
Product: clusterin-like protein 1
Exons: 9
Coding region: 101-1498 (465 amino acids)
Source: RefSeq, a predicted model, not a curated record